This is a messenger RNA of Pungitius pungitius (ninespine stickleback), 6456 nucleotides long. RefSeq lists its product as uncharacterized. The record is from RefSeq and is a predicted model, not a curated record. Gene Ontology annotation, biological process: DNA integration. The coding region runs from base 1172 to 5746 and encodes 1524 amino acids. Gene Ontology annotation, molecular function: zinc ion binding; nucleic acid binding. The transcript has a single exon. NCBI's taxonomy places the organism in Eukaryota, Metazoa, Chordata, Actinopteri, Perciformes, Gasterosteidae.
UGACGGCCCUGCCUAUUGGCUCAUGUCAUGACGUCACUGUCUUUCCCAGAGGUAAUGCCAUCAACUGGAUUGGGAGCAGCUGGGGCGUUCUGGCAGUAUAAGAGCUCAUGGUUCCUGCCUGCCAGGGUCGCUGGUUUUCCCUGGCCAGCGUCCGCACCUUUGUUUUGUGUCUUUUGACGUUUAAUUUAGGUUCACAACAUUCCUCCGACAUGAUCAAGCACCCACACUGACAUGACUGAAACUACUGACGUACACACCUCAUAGUUGUUUUACUUUUGGAUUAGUUACUUUACUUAAAUAAAUAUAUUUGGAAAUCACCUUUGCAUUGUGUCUCUCCCGUGUUUGUCAUCCCCUUCGAGCCGGGUCAUGACAAAAUGGGGGCUCGUCCGGCCGUUCGUCUGCGCAAUUUAGUCGAGUGUGUUUAAAUUUAGUUACUUGAGCUUGUGAUUUGGUAGGCCUGGCUGCAAUGGUGUUUUAAGUACGGAUUUUUGUAGUCGGUGCCGGUGGUUGCGCACACGUGGAAAGUUGCGAUAGAGCGUGCUUGUUGCGUUGGUUAGUUUGCCUAGAGUGUAAAACAUUUGGUUGUAUUCGUAGUAAAUUAGGGGAGAGUUUACAGUGCAUGUGGGCUGACUGAUCAGGGAGAGCAUCGGAUUUGGCACAGUCUGUCUAUAUAUCGGUUUGUGUGGAUUCCUUUACCUUCAGCGGGGUCAGGAGGAGCUUGUUUUAUUUUGGGUUCGGUUGUUUAAGUUUAUGCCAACGUCCGGGGAGACAAGUGUGAGUGUUCUUAGCGUACCUGGAGAUCAAAGUCUGGAGCGGAGUUUUCCCUUGUAGGUUUGGUAGCGUUCCUCUUUUAGGAUCGUUGCGUGGGUUCGUGGUAGUGUUGUGGUGGCAUAGUGGUUAAAGCUUUGUCUUGGGAGCAUAUCCGUGUCUUUGGGAGAGUUGCUGGCUUGCUAGUUGCUCCCCCGGGGCAGCGGUCUCUAGUGCAUAAAUACCCACCACUGCCCGCUGCAUGAAGACUAGCCGGGAGCUUAGAUAAGGGGGUUAAUGUUAGAUAGCGGGGAAACUCCAAACCGAGAUCUUGGUGCGCACGGGGAUACCUCGCUGUCUUGCUGGUCCUGUUUGGCAUAGAUUGGUGUUGUUUGCCUGUUCUGGGUAAACUAUUGAUGUUGCGAUGGCUGAAUAUGAGGCGUUCACGGCAGCCCCGUCAGAAGAGGCCUUGGAGAGCUGUACUAAGAAGCAGUUAUUGGAAUUGGCUGAGCAUUAUUCAGUAGUUGGGAUGGAUAGGAGGCGUAAAGACGAUAUUAAAGCUGCUUUGAAAUUAAAACUUUGUGAACUGGGAGUUCUUACGUCUGGCCGGUCUCCACCGGUCGUAUGCGUUCCUGCACAAACUCAGGGGUUGACUUUUGAGCAACAGAAAGAGCUUCUCCUGUUGCAGAUGGAGCAUGAAAAACUCAAGUGUGAGUUAGAAGCUAAAAAACAAAUUGAGCUGGAGAUGAUCCACCAGCAGACCGAGAAGGCAAGGAUGGAGCUGGAGAGCUAUCGUCUGUCCCUAGGUAAGGACAAUAAGUGGGCUGGUGAGAGUGAAGGUCGGCAGCUGUCUGGGGUCGGUGCGCGGCCCUUCGACAUAAACAACUUGCGGUUGUUGCCACCAUUCAAUGAGAAGGAUCCUGACUCGUUUUUUGUGAUGUUUGAGCGUGUUUCCACGGCGAGGGGCUGGUCGGAUGGAGACUGUGCUCUGCUGCUCCAGUGCGUACUCACCGGUAAGGCGCAGGGGGCAUACUCGUCUUUGAGCACGGCUGAUAGCGGUAGCUAUGUUAAAAUAAAAUCUGCCGUGCUGAAGGCUUAUGAGUUGGUGCCGGAGGCGUAUCGCCAACGGUUCCGGGCUUGGGAGAAGAGAAGUGGCCAAACGUAUGUUGAAUUUGUUCGCGAUUUAACAACUCAUUUUAAACGUUGGCUGGCUGCGCUUGAGAUCACUACUUUUGAUGAUUUGUGUGAAUUAGUCAUUUUGGAGCAGUUUAAAAACAGGUUGCCUGGUCGGAUUGCAACCUACAUUAAUGAACAUAAGGUUGCCUCCGCUGCAGAGGCUGCUGUGUCAGCAGAUGAGUAUGUGCUGCUUCAUAAGGAUGGUGUGAGAGAGCGCACGCCCAACCGCGAUGAUGCUGGCUGGGGUGAACACAGUCGAAGCACCGUAGCGGCUGACCAGAUGCGUUCGAGGAAGCCUGGCUUUGUUAGAUUCGAGUCUCACUCACGGAGAAAUUUUGACAGCAGUAGAAGCUGUAAUUACUGUCAUGAAAAGGGUCAUUGGAAGGCGGAUUGUCCAGGGUUGUCUAAACAUAGAGGGGGCCAUCCUAAUGUUAAGCCGGCUGCGGCUGCUGUUCCGGUAGUUACCGGCUGUGCGUCAGUCGGAUGUUCUGAGCCGGAUGUUCUGGAGGCAUAUGCUCCUUUUAUCAGAAGUGGUUUUGUGUCGCUUGGGGGUAGCGAUGUUAAAGUCCCGGUUACGAUAUUGAGGGACACGGGGGCAUAUGAUUCCUAUAUGAUCGAGUCCGUCCUGCCGUUGUCCGUAGAAACUGACAGCGGGGACCGUAUCCUCAGUCGGGGGAUGGGGUUGACUGUGUUACCUGUGCCUGUGCAUAGGGUGGUUCUGGAUUGUGAGCUAAUACAGGGGGAGGUAGCUGUGGGAGUGCGGCCGGCGUUUCCUAUCGAGGGGGUUCAGUUCAUUUUGGGAAAUGGCUUGGCUGGCGGCCGCAUCUGGGAUGAUGUUCCUCCCGCACCUGUUGUUACACACUGUCCAGUUAGUACUACGCCUGACUGUAGCUCCAUUGAGAUACCUGAGGAUUUUCCAGCCUGUGUGGUUACACGCGCAAUGAGUAAGGCUGAGCCUGGGUUAACCGAUGAGGAGCGUGGUGAUGCGGAUUUUGAGACUCUGUCCUUGUCCAAUUUUCCACUGUCGGUGCCACAGAGCGAGUUGUUGCAGGAGCAAAUCGGUGAUCUCUCCCUAAAAGAAUUGUUCGAACGUGUGUUGUCGGCUGCGGAGAUAAAAAGUGCAGCCAGCGGCUAUUUUCUGCGCAACGGCCUGCUGUUUAGGAAAUGGAUUGGGGUGAAUAGUGACUGUGUAGGGGAUGCUAUUUUCCAGUUGGUCGUGCCGGCUAAAUUUCGUCCUUUGGUGCUUAAAAUAGCGCACGACGAGAGUGGGCAUUUUGGGGUCAGGAAGACAUAUCUAAACAUCUUGAAACAUUUCUUUUGGCCGCGCGUGAAAAGAGAUGUUGCUGUAUAUAUUAAAACAUGUCAGGUGUGUCAAUUGACGGGAAAACCAAAUCAGCGUGUGAAGUCUGCUCCUCUACAACCGAUCCCUGCCAUAAGCCAACCUUUUGAAUAUUUGAUUGUGGACUGCGUCGGCCCGUUGCCGUGUGCUAAAUCUGGCAGUAAGUAUUUAUUGACAGUGAUGUGCCAAAGUACCAGGUAUCCGGCUGCAUACCCGCUAAGGUCCAUUACAACUAAAGCAGUGGUGCGGGCUCUGACUCAGUUUAUUUCGGUUUUCGGUAUCCCGAAGAUUAUCCAAAGUGACCAAGGGUCAAAUUUUUCCUCUCAUAUGUUUGGUCAAGUGUUGAAAUGUUUGCGCAUCAAACACAAUCAGUCAUCUGCUUAUCAUGCGCAGAGUCAGGGUGCGUUGGAGAGAUUUCAUCAGACUCUCAAAUCUCUCCUGCGUGCUUAUUGCACUGAGCUGGAUCGAGACUGGGAAGAGGGGCUCCCAUGGCUUAUGUUGGCUGCGAGGGAGGCCGUACAAGAGGGCACUGGUUUCAGUCCAAAUGACCUAGUUUUUGGGCAUGUGGUGCGGGGCCCUUUGGCGGUGUUAAAAGAUGAUUGGGUCGAUGCUGAGCCGCCCAAGAACUUGAUCGAUUUUGUGAACGGGUUUCGGCAUCGAUUGUUCGUGGCAGGUGGUAGAGCACGCGAUAAAUUGCAAAUGUCUCAGAGCAAAAUGAAGGGGAAUUAUGACCGCCAUACAGAGCGGCGCGAGUUCAGUCCGGGGGACCAAGUCCUGGCAUUGAUGCCUAUUGUAGGUUCGCCCUUCCAGGCCAAGUACACUGGUCCAUAUACGGUAAUUGAGAAAAUCACGGAUUUGAACUACUUUAUUGCGACACCGGGGCGGAGGAAGUCCAAACAGCUUUGUCACGUGAAUUUGUUGAAACCGUUUUACAGCCGUGGUAUGGGGUCAGGACAGACCGAGGAAGGGGUUUGUCCAGCUCUGGCCGUGGGUUCAAUGGCUCUGAUACAUGAGGAUGGGGUGCCUGAGCCGGAUGACAGUCUGCUGUGUGGUCGCUUAAAAAAUUCAGAAUCUCUGAGUAACUUGGAUAGGCUGCUCUCUCAUUUACCGGAGUCUAAACGUUGUGAGCUCACUAAUUUGGUGCGCAAGUUUCCCUGUCUGUUCGGCGAUGUCCCUUCGCGCACCGAUUGGGUGGAGCACGAUAUUGAGGUGGGAGAUGCACAGCCGAUAAAACAACGUUUCUAUCGUAUGUCACCAGAGAAGCGUCAACAUCUGGACUCUGAAGUAAAAUACAUGGUCGAAAACAAUAUUGCUGUACCGUCUAAUGCCAGUUGGGCAUCUCCGUGUAUUUUGGUACCGAAGCAGGAUAAAACGCCGCGGUUUUGUACAGAUAUGAGAAAGGUAAAUUCGGUUACAAAGCCAGAUUCUUUCCCUUUGCCGCGAAUGGAGGACUGUGUUGACAGUGUUGGUGCCGCCAAGUUUGUGAGUAAAUUUGAUCUGCUCAAGGGAUAUUGGCAGGUACCUCUGUCCAAGCGGGCUCAGGAGAUCUCGGCAUUUAUUACACCAACGGGUCUGUAUUCGUAUACUGUCCUGCCAUUCGGACUAAGAAACGCUCCCGCUACGUUCCAGCGAUUAAUGAACAGAGUUGUGUCCGGGCUGGAGGGAUGUUCGGUUUAUUUGGAUGAUCUGGUGAUUUAUAGUGACACGUGGCACUCCCAUUUGCAGCGCAUUCGGGCGCUGUUUGAGCGCUUGGAAGAAGCGCGACUCACCAUUAAUUUAGCAAAGUGCGAGUUUGCUAGGGCCACUGUUACUUAUCUGGGGCGGGUAGUUGGGCAAGGUCGUGUAGCCCCAGUCCAGGUUAAGGUUAUGGCCAUCGAAAAAUUUCCACGGCCCACCACCAAAAAAGAGCUGCAGCGGUUUCUGGGUCUGGCGGGAUACUAUAGGAUUUUUUGUAGAAAUUUUUCCACUGUGGUGUUUCCUCUUACUGAGCUGCUGAAGACCAGAGUAAAGUUUGUGUGGUCUGUGGAGUGUCAACAGGCCUUUGAUAACGUUAAAACUGUGCUAUGCUCUUCUCCUGUUCUGGCAGCACCGCGUUUUGAUCGGACCUUUUUGCUCCAGGUUGAUGCCAGCCAGGUGGGAGCAGGCGCCGUCUUGAUGCAAGGAGAUGACCAGGGGGUAAUGAGACCAGUGAGCUUCUUUUCUAGGAAAUUCAAUGGUUACCAGUUUAAUUAUUCUGUUAUCGAGAAGGAAGCAUUAGCGUUGGUUUGGGCGUUGCAACAUUUUGAAGUGUAUGUGGGGGGUUGUGCACCACUUGUUGUGUAUACAGAUCAUAAUCCUCUGACCUUUCUUCGUUCAUUGCGAUGUCCGAAUCAGAGAUUGAUGAGAUGGGCUCUGUUUCUGCAGGGAUAUGAUCUUGACAUUCGGCAUAUCAAAGGGUCCGAUAAUACAAUUGCAGAUGCGUUGUCACGUGCUCCGUUGCCUUGAAUUAGUAUUUCGGAAAAGGGAGGUCUACAUUUGAGUUAUGCCAUUUCAUGUUGCUCGUGACUUGUUCUUGCUGUGCCUGUUGUCUUAAAUUGCUUCUCAGGUACCAGAGUUGCUGAGGACAGGUGGGGAAGGGGCGGAACAUGGGCAGGGUGAUGGGUUUCUUGUUUAUAAAUUUUUUGUAGUAAUUCGGUUAUUUUUGUUUUUCUGGUCAGUUGCUUAUUUUUUAUUAGCAUUGUUUAAGUUUCGUUUUAGUGUUUUUCUAGGGGGACUAGUCCUGCUUUAUUUGUUGUAGUGUGUCGGUGUUCCCUUUGGGACACCGAUCUUAUGGGGGGGGGUGUGACGGCCCUGCCUAUUGGCUCAUGUCAUGACGUCACUGUCUUUCCCAGAGGUAAUGCCAUCAACUGGAUUGGGAGCAGCUGGGGCGUUCUGGCAGUAUAAGAGCUCAUGGUUCCUGCCUGCCAGGGUCGCUGGUUUUCCCUGGCCAGCGUCCGCACCUUUGUUUUGUGUCUUUUGACGUUUAAUUUAGGUUCACAACAUUCCUCCGACAUGAUCAAGCACCCACACUGACAUGACUGAAACUACUGACGUACACACCUCAUAGUUGUUUUACUUUUGGAUUAGUUACUUUACUUAAAUAAAUAUAUUUGGAAAUCACCUUUGCAUUGUGUCUCUCCCGUGUUUGUCAUCCCCUUCGAGCCGGGUCAUGACAG